AUGGCUACACAUACAACUAUGCCACGAAACCUUUCGUAUUCAAAAGUGGUUCGAGCGUUAGCUGGAGAAGAACUGAAUGAUCGAGAAGUUCUUCAACUAGACGGUGGUAUCACCGCACGUGAAGAAGGACGAUUUGUAUUUGAAUGUGGAUGGGAAGUUGCAAACAAGAUCGGCGGUAUUUAUACGGUGCUCAGAAGCAAAGCCCAAAUCAGUAUAGAAGAGUUAGGAGAUCAGUACUGUAUGUUUGGUCCAAUGAAAAAUGACAAAUGGCGAUUAGAAGUGGAAAAAAUUGAACCCGAAAACAGGACCAUCCGAACUGCGAUCAAAAAAAUGCACCAGUCCGGAUUUGAGUGUAUGUAUGGACGCUGGUUGAUUGAUGGAUAUCCUAAGGUGAUCUUGUUUGAUCUCGGUUCAGGUUCCACUCGUAUGAACGAAUGGAAACAAGAGCUAUUCGAUCGAUGUAGAAUUGGUAUUCCUCAUGAAGACAUUGAAUCAAAUGAUGCCGUGAUUUUUGGUUUUAUGGUGGCAGUGUUUUUGAGGAGCUUCAGAGACUCGAUCACGGAAUAUCAUCCUUUGGUCGUUGCACAUUUUCAUGAAUGGCAGGCAGGUGUUGGACUUCUGAUGACAAGACUUUGGAAGCUGGACGUCGCGACGGUGUACACAACGCAUGCAACCCUGUUGGGGAGACAUCUCUGCGCUGGCGGAUGUGAUUUCUAUAACAACCUUGGUUCAUUCAAUCUCGACGAAGAAGCUGGAAAACGACGAAUAUAUCAUCAGUACUGUCUGGAACGAGCCGCUUGUCAUUCAGCUCACAUUUUCACAACCGUGUCCGAAAUCACCGGUUUAGAAGCUCAGCACCUACUAGGCAGGCAGCCUGAUAUUCUAACACCUAAUGGACUUAAUGUAGUGAAAUUUGCCGCUCUACACGAAUUUCAGAAUUUACACUCGUUAGCGAAGGAAAAAAUACAUAAUUUUGUGCGAGGUCAUUUUCAUGGUCAUUUGGAUUUCGAUUUGGACAAGACUCUUUAUUUCUUUACUGCUGGAAGGUAUGAAUUUUGUAACAAAGGAGGAGAUAUGUUUAUCGAAUCAUUGGCUCGUCUUAAUCAUUAUCUUCAAACGACUUCUGAUACACGACUUUUUGGUGUUACUGUAGUUGUUUUUAUAAUUUAUCCAGCUCCAGCUAACUCGUUCAAUGUUGAAUCUCUCAAAGGUCAAGCUGUAACAAAGCAACUGAAGGAAGCUGUAGAUCGAAUAAAGGAAAGUGUCGGUCAACGUAUGUAUGAUUUUUGUCUACAAGGUCAUCUGCCUGAUGGUCACGAUUUGUUGUCACCAGCGGAUAAAAUACUGCUGAAAAGGUGUAUUAUGGCUUCUGAAAAGCGCGAUUUGCCACCUAUUUGUACUCACAAUAUGAUUCGAGGAGACGAUGAGGUUCUAUGUGCAUUACGACGGACUAACCUUCUGAAUUAUCGAGAUCAUCGCGUAAAAGUGGUAUUUCAUCCAGAGUUUCUGUCGUCUGUGUCACCUCUAAUCGGUCUUGACUACGAGGAUUUUGUGCGUGGAUGUCACCUUGGAGUUUUUCCUUCAUACUAUGAGCCAUGGGGGUAUACGCCAGCUGAGUGUACAGUCAUGGGAAUACCGUCUGUCUCUACUAAUCUCAGCGGAUUUGGAUGCUUCAUGCAGGAACAUGUUGAAGAUCCAUCUUCAUAUGGUAUUUAUGUGGUCGAUAGACGAUACAAAAGCCCUGAGGAGUCCAUUCGGCAACUGGCUCAGAUUAUGUACGAUUUCUGUGGGAUGUCACGCCGGCAACGGAUCAUCCAGCGCAACAGGACUGAGAGGCUUAGCGAAUUACUCGACUGGAAUAGCUUAGGUGUCUUUUACAGAGAAUGCCGUCGUAUGGCUCUCGAGAAAUUGCAUCCGGAUGUGGACAAUAUAAUUCUUCGAAACGAGGGGAAAGUCCCAUCAGCGGCCACUAGCAGACGUCCAAGUGUUCACGGUAGUGAAGAAGACGAGGAUUAA
Molecule: messenger RNA, 2016 nt
Organism: Angiostrongylus costaricensis
Lineage: Eukaryota; Metazoa; Nematoda; Chromadorea; Rhabditida; Metastrongylidae
Source: the annotation of a GenBank genome assembly